Pestalotiopsis fici W106-1 is the source of this 1107-nucleotide messenger RNA. RefSeq lists its product as uncharacterized. Bases 1 to 1107 code for a protein of 368 amino acids. The record is from RefSeq and is a predicted model, not a curated record. The transcript has a single exon. Lineage: Eukaryota; Fungi; Ascomycota; Sordariomycetes; Amphisphaeriales; Sporocadaceae.
AUGAAUUUCUUCAGACCAAAGUCUGGUGAAACUGCGCCCUUGGAAAGAUACAUUAACCAGGUUUGGAAUGGUCGCCAGUCAGUCAACCCGUUUGGCGAAAGGCCUUCGACGGCCGAACCAGUCGCGACGCUCCGGAAAGGACGCAAGAAUCGUAUCAUUUACUACAUUGGUUCAUUCAAUCCCCCGCAUGUCGGACAUUUGGCGCUGGUAGAUCAUGUAUUUUCCAACACAAAAGCUUCCCUAUCUGGUGGGGACACGUCGGCGGACGACCUGAAUGCCGUCGCCCUCAUUGUUAUUCCUCAUGGGCAAUACUGGCUAGAGCGCAAAGCACGGCGCGCCGCCAUGGAAGCCGAAGCAGCAAUGUACCCUCGAGGACGCGGCAGGGGAAAGAACCGCGGUCAUGCAAACAGGGGUGCGAGAACGGCUACCCCAAAGAACGAAAAAGAGGCAAAGGAGUUACAACUCCCCCUCGAACAGCGCCUCGAGCUCGUACGUGACGGUGUACCCGACGACUUGGUCCGCAGCGGUGUCUGGCUGUUUCCGGCGGACCUGGGCGAGUGGUGGAAUCUUCAUCCACGGCUCAUACGCGCUUGCGAGGCCGACGGCUUUGACGUCGAGUACAUUGAGCUCCUGGGCCCGGACUACGUGCAACGCGACAUGCCGCGGAGUUCGGGCAUGCACGGUGUGGUGACGAGUAAUGUCUGUCGGAGGGCUGAUUUUGUAGUGGACUCACCAGCGCCGGAAGGAGGGGGUAUCGGAGGUGACCUGUUGACUUUGCAUGGUUAUACCGAUUGGGCGUUGGUGAGAGGGGGUGGUGAUGUGGCCAAGCCCGGAGACGAGCCGACUACACAAGAUCAAAGCCAAGCAGGGCCACCGAUCGCCAUCGACAAGAAUAGCAAAGUCUUUGUCUGUCAGGGUGGCAAAGAUUUGGCAUAUCGGAUAUGGUUCGUACAAUGCGAUGAGCCACACUUGGACCCAGACAUUAGUUCGACGAGUCUGAGGCGGCUGAUCAAGGAUGCGGAUGUGGAAGUACUAGAAGAGACUGUGCAGAAUAUCGCGAUGAGUCCUGCAAAACUCGCCAAGUUGGUGAGGGAAAUGAGAAAGUAG